Magnusiomyces paraingens is the source of this 2331-nucleotide messenger RNA. RefSeq lists its product as uncharacterized. Gene Ontology annotation, molecular function: protoporphyrinogen oxidase activity, oxygen as acceptor. The record is from RefSeq and is a predicted model, not a curated record. NCBI's taxonomy places the organism in Eukaryota, Fungi, Ascomycota, Dipodascomycetes, Dipodascales, Dipodascaceae. Gene Ontology annotation, cellular component: mitochondrial inner membrane. The transcript has a single exon. Bases 1 to 2331 code for a protein of 776 amino acids. Gene Ontology annotation, biological process: heme biosynthetic process.
AUGCUGAGGUUCCACACAGCCAAAGUUUCUUCACCUUCUUUGUUAGCUGGAAGAUAUUUUUCUACGACCUUUCUUUGCCGUAAUUCAGAGUCACCCAAGCAGCAUAUUCUCCAAUAUUUACGCGAGCCCGGCGAUGAUCCUGACCGCUACCUUGACGAGAAUGGAACCUUUGGCGGCCGCAUAAUUCGACCUCAGGAUGAGCGUUUAUAUUCACAUACAAAUGUCCUCGAGCUUAUAGACCGUCCUGAACCAGCUUUGGAUCUUAUACCAACUCUUAAACGUCGUCAAGCCAUUUCCGAACCGGGGCUCUUUGCUUCUCAAGCUGACGCAGACCGUGCAGUCGCUGUUCUUGACCGUGUUAACGAGCUAGGCGCUUUGCCGACAUGGCAUCAAGUCACUGCCAAAGAGUACUACAAUGACUUCGAUGACGCUCAGUACGAUUUUGAAACACAGUUGACUAAAAUUCAGGAACUCAAAAGCGGUGAUAGCGUUGUUGUAAUUGGCGCAGGUAUCUCAGGUCUUUCACUGGCAUGGUUUUUGGGUCAUGCCAGACCAGAUCUUGACAUCACUCUCCUUGAAAAAAACGAAAAAGUUGGUGGCUGGAUGCGUACCGAAAAAAUUACGCUUCCGCCAUCUCAAAAUAAGGACCCAUUAGAUGACGAAGAGCCAAUGGAACGCACUGAAUACAAUGAAUGGGGUCCUAGAACACUACAGGGUGGCCAUUUAGGUUCAGCCCUUGUUCGUAUCAUGCUCACAAAACUUGGAAUUGUUGACGAUGUGCUCAAGGUUGUGCCUAAAACUUCUGCUGCUAAUCGCAAAGGUUUAUUGCAUAAGGGCUCUCCAUUCCAGCUACCUUCCUCAACUGGCGAGCUUUUUGCUUUUUUAUCACACCCAUCCAUUACACGUGGUAUUAAGCUUGCACCUUUUCGCGAUUUGAUUGCGCCUUCUCGUGACCCUAGCGUUCGUGACGAGUCGGUUGACUCUUAUGUGACCCGCCGUUUUGGUGCUAAAGCUGCCGAACGUUUUGUUUCUGCCAUUAUGCGCGGUAUUUAUGCUGGUGAUUCCGGCAAACUUUCUGCUCGCUCAGUUGCACGAUUAGGCAAAAUGUACCCUACUGAAGUUGAUAAUCCUAGUAUGUUGUCAAGUAUGAUUUCUGGCUCAGGUCGUCGCAGUGAAAUGUAUUCUGCUCAUGCCCAAACACUUCUUGCUCAUGCAAUGGUUGAUUUGCCCUUUGAAGAAGUCCUUAAGGAAAUGUCUAAAUACUCUGUCGGUGUAUUCAAAGAUGGGAUUCAGUCAUUGGCGGAACUACUAGAGAAAGAUCUUGCAGAAAAUUUUAAAAAUGUGCAUAUUCUUAAACGAAACACUGUCCUGGGGCUUAAAAAAGAUCCUGAAUCAUCAACAAUUACUGUUAAAUCAAAAGAAGAUACAAUUGGUCUUGAAAAGGAAAUUAAGGCUAACUGGGUUGUUUCAACAAUUCCAGGUUAUCAUGUCUCCAAUAUUCUUAAGUCUACAGACCUCGAACUCUCUGAACAAAUUGACAAGUCUUUGACAUAUUCUAGUGUUGGCGUUGUCAAUGUCACAAUUCCUAAUAAGUUUAUUGGCAGAAACUGGUUUGGAUAUCUUGUUCCUAAAGAAGAGGAUGCUCUUGGAAAUAAUCCUCAUGGUCUUCUUGGUGUCAUUUUUAAUACAGCAGUACGAACAGCUGCUCGUGAUAUUAACAGAAUACCCCUCCCUCACCCCUUUGAAGCUAUGACUAUCCAGAAAAAGGAUUCCCCUCAGGGUGAAUCUUUCCUUGAUAAUUACGAUCCCCACCGCUACGAAGACGAACACUUACGCAAGGUGUUAUUUACUGAUGCGCCUGAGUUUGACAAAAAUCAAAACCCAGUAGUUAAAGAGCCACCUUUACCUGACCACAGCAACAUCACUCUUAUGUUUGGUGGACACCUAUGGUCAGAUCUCUCACCAGACCAAAUUCCUACUGCUGAAGAUCUUAUCGAAUUUACUAAAGACGUUUUCAAAGCUCACCUUGAUGUAGAUCUUGAUGCGGAACAAGAUGUCGAUUUCAAGGUUAAAAUUCAAGAAAAAUGCAUUCCUCAAUACACUGUGGGUCAUCGUGAACGCAUGCAAACAAUUAAAGAUGCAGUUUCUCAAAAGUAUGAUAAUAGGCUGACGCUUACGGGUAUGUCGUUUGGUAGAGGUGUAGGAAUCGGUGAUAAUGUUCUCGAUUCUUUCUGGUUGGCUGCUAGACAAACCGAAGAACGUAAAUUGCUCUACCCUGCUUUCUAUCUCAACCAGUGGCUUUCCUUGAGUUAUCCAUCGCUGCUCAAAUAA